CCAGAAAAGGAGACGCCCAAGCCUAGUGUAUUUGAGGCACAGGGCGGAGGGACACAAGAUGGCAGAUCCUUGGGGGCAGGACUUCAUAUAAACAGCCCCUCCCCCUGUUGCCCUUCGCCCCAGGAAGGCAGCACGUGACUGGAGGGAAGUCAAUGCUCUUCGUACACUGUGAUUGUUUCAGCCCGAGCUUUGGCCCAAAUGUCUCGCUCUCCUCCCCCGCCGGCUCCUCAGCUCCCGCGCACUGUAUUGGGCACCAUGGAGUUCGGGAGACGGAUGGACGCGAGGAGCAGCGGGGAAGUGGUGCAGGAGUUCCUCGGGCGCGGGUAUGAAGAGUUGGACACCGCGCUAAUGUAUGCUGAGGGAGAGUCCGAGCGGAUACUCGGGAGAAUGCAACUUGGACCGCAAGCCAAAUUGGCAACCAAAGCAAAUCCCAGGGAAGGGAAGACUCUGAAGCCCGAGAGCGUGCGCCAACAACUGGAGACGUCUCUUCAGCGGCUUCAGACUCCCAGUGUCCACCUGUUCUACCUGCACUCACCUGAUCACCAGACUCCUGUAGAGGAGACACUUGCUGCCUGCCAACAGCUGUACCUGGAGGGCAAGUUUAAGGAACUGGGUCUGUCCAAUUACGCUGCUUGGGAGGUGAUGGAAAUUUACUGCAUUUGCAAACACAGGAAUUGGCUGCUGCCCACGGUGUAUCAGGGAAUGUACAAUGCAAUCACAAGACAAGUGGAGUCGGAGCUUGUGCCCUGCCUGAGGCAACUAGGAAUGAAGUUCUAUGCCUACAACCCGCUGGCUGGGGGGCUGCUGACGGGGAGGUACAAGUACGAAGAUAAAGACAAAGAACAGGCCACGUGCAGAUUUUUUGGAAACAGAUGGGCAGAAGUCUACAGGAACAGAUACUGGAAGAAACAUCACUUUGAUGCCAUUGAUCUGAUGCAAAAGUCCCUGCAGGAAACAUACGGGUCAGAGAAACCCAGUCUGACAUCUGCCGCUCUCCGAUGGAUGUACCACCACUCAAUCCUGCAGGGUAAUGUUGGAGAUGCAGUUAUCCUGGGAAUGUCCAGUAUGGAUCAGUACCUGCAGAACAUGGCUGGGCUGGAAGGGGGUCCCCUUCUCCCACCAGUUGUAGCAGCUUUCAAUGAAGCCUGGAAUCUGGUUGCCCACGACUGUCCUAAUUAUUUCCGCUAAGUGAAGCCCAAGCGCUGGAGUAGUGGUUAUCUGAUCUGACUGCCCAACUGCUGAUACUCAGGGAUUUGUACUAAAGUAAAGUGGGACCUGGGUAGAUCGGUAGAACCUCAAAACCAAACCCCAGACCCAUUAGUUGUUGAUUACAAGCUGGAAAGCUCAAUAAAUAGUUUCUAA
Molecule: messenger RNA, 1362 nt
Organism: Xenopus laevis (African clawed frog)
Lineage: Eukaryota; Metazoa; Chordata; Amphibia; Anura; Pipidae
Gene: akr7a2.S
Product: aldo-keto reductase family 7, member A2 S homeolog
Exons: 7
Coding region: 199-1188 (329 amino acids)
Source: RefSeq, a predicted model, not a curated record